Molecule: messenger RNA, 594 nt
Organism: Durusdinium trenchii
Lineage: Eukaryota; Dinophyceae; Suessiales; Symbiodiniaceae
Source: the annotation of a GenBank genome assembly
AUGCCGAAUGAUGCUGCGGUGCGGAGGCUGCUCAGGAAUCACCCGAAGCUGCACCCUCGCAGCGCAGCGGCGGCGGAGCUCAAGGCCUUAGGCCUUGCGAAGCUUCCGAUUUUGGAGUGGGAGUUAGAGCAGCCUUGGGGUCAAUUUGUGGCGCUCUCUCCCGAGACAGGUGUCAAGACUGAGCCUGAGGUCAUACAGCAACCGUUCCAAAUGCCUUCUGCUGCGAAGGUGCCACCGAUUUUUGGCUUCCCAGGGUCCCAGCCGCUUGAGGCUCCAAUCUCGCUGGCUUCGCCAGCCGCACCAGCUGUACCAGCCGCGCCUGAGACUGCAGGUCCUGGUGCAGAGACUGUGCGCUUGGCAGAGCUGGAAAUAGAGGAGAAAGCUGUCCUACAAGAAGUGCUUGCAUUGGACCGCGGAGGUAGAGACAACAUCCUGGUCCCGCAGCCACCUCGGGAAGCACCCACCCACAGCGGACGAAGGCGCCGACCCCAUGAAGAGGAGCAGAGUGACUCACCGGCAGCUCCACCAGUACCCAAGGUCACCCCGCCCAAGCAUGGUGGCCGGGCACCGCCGCGGCCUCCAAGAGUGAGGUAG